Messenger RNA from Indicator indicator, 960 nucleotides. It is a transcript of the gene MBD4, whose product is annotated as methyl-CpG binding domain 4, DNA glycosylase. Gene Ontology annotation, cellular component: nucleus. Gene Ontology annotation, biological process: base-excision repair. Gene Ontology annotation, molecular function: catalytic activity; DNA binding. The record is from RefSeq and is a predicted model, not a curated record. Bases 1 to 900 code for a protein of 299 amino acids. NCBI's taxonomy places the organism in Eukaryota, Metazoa, Chordata, Aves, Piciformes, Indicatoridae. The transcript is spliced from 7 exons.
AUGGCGGCGCCAGGAGCGGCGGGCCGCGGCCUCCCGGGUGGGAGCCCAGACGAAGCGGUGGUGGAGGCGGCUGGACGGCCCGGCCCUUGCCUUAGCGGCGGCGGCACCGGCGGCACCGGCGGCACCGGCGCUGCGGCGGAGAGGAGCCUGGCAAGAAGACUGGCGGCUGCGGCGGCUAGGCCCAGUGCCGCCCUCAGCGGCUGGCAGAAGGUGGCGAGGCGGCGGCAGUCGGGCAGGACGGCAGGGAGGAUCGAUGUCUACUUUGUGAGGAAAUCCUGGCACUUCCUCACAGCACAGUGGGGUGACAGCAGAGCACCUGGGGUUAUCUUUGUCAUUGUACAGAAUCACUUCUUUACAGGAAAGUCUAUACUACGGACACAAGUGGACAGGAGGAAGACAAGCCCCUAUUUUUCAAAUAAAUGCAGUAAAGAAGCUUUCAGCCCACCCAGAAGGAAAGCCCUCAGAAAAUGGAUUCCUCCACGUUCCCCUUUUAACUUGGUCCAAGAAACACUUUUCCAUGACCCCUGGAAGCUUCUCAUUGCAACCAUAUUUCUCAACAAAACUUCAGGCAAGGUGGCAAUUCCUGUGCUCUGGGAGUUCCUCAAGAAGUAUCCUUCUCCAGAAGUAGCCAGGGCUGCAGACCAGAGAGAGAUGUCAGAGUUGCUCAAACCUCUUGGCCUCUAUGAGCUCAGAGCCAAAACUAUCAUCAGGUUCUCAGGCGAGUACCUGAGCAAGCGCUGGCGCUACCCCAUCGAGCUGCACGGCAUCGGCAAGUACGGCAACGACUCCUACCGCAUCUUCUGUGUCAAUGAGUGGCAGGAGGUGCAGCCACAGGACCACAAGCUGAACGUGUACCACACGUGGCUGUGGGAGAACCAUGAGAGGCUGAGCAUCGGCUGAACGUGGGACAAGCAUCAGCUGGGCAGGGGCUGAAUGGCAGCAGUACCUCGGGUGCCCGCA